This is a messenger RNA of Cyclocybe aegerita, 5202 nucleotides long. The record is from the annotation of a GenBank genome assembly. NCBI's taxonomy places the organism in Eukaryota, Fungi, Basidiomycota, Agaricomycetes, Agaricales, Hemipholiotaceae.
AUGGUCCAUUGUUGUCUAUUCCUUCAUUCUAUGCUUGUCAUAGGUAGAUGCUUACGCGUACGAAGAUCACUCUUACGGAGCGCCGGAACGAUGAUGGACAUUCGGCUAACUACCACCCAGGUUGGCACCCACACACACUACACCUCGUACACUACCGCCAUGGGCCUCUGUGGUGACUAUGGGCCUCUCGACUUUCGAAGCUCGUGCAUACGUGCAUCCUGGAGCGCCCUAUUACCUGCCGCAUUCGUAUUCAUCCUCUGUCUGUGCUCAACUCCGGUUCCACGCCCUUUUCGACGACUUUUGACGAUUUUCUCAAGGCCGUUCCAACCAUUUGUGACUCUUCACGAAGCAGAGGCGAUUGACGUUAAGGUAGAUGUGGUGGACACGAUAUUGGACGAAGAAGACGCGCUUGAGGUCUCGAAAUUCGUGCCAAUGUGGCGUACGGUCGUAUUCGCAUUUAUUGGGACGGCAGAGGCACUUUACUGGGUCUUUGAAGGGUCAUACAGGCUUUACAACUAUGAAGAGAUGGCAUGGAGAGGAUUACUUGCGUUUCUUAUGGCGGCUUCAUGGCUCUACAGUGUCGUCCGGCCAAUUGCUCGACCGACUGCGACUCCACCGUACGACCUUUUCUCCCUUUAUCUUGCCCUCCUGGUCGCUUCUCUCCUACAAAUCGGAGGUGUUAUAUAUGACCACACAGUGCUAGACCUUCCCUUCCCAUCGACUUUUUCAAUUUUGGCACAUGUCGCAGAUUUACUUGCCAUUCUAGUGCUACUCGUUGUUGUGGUCACUAUGCCUUUGGCAGUUCCCAGCAAUCGGGUGGACAAAAAGGAGAUUGGACGAACACUAUCUCCUGAAGAUUAUACUAGUUUGUGGGGAUGGAUCUCUUUCCAAUGGGUUUAUCCUCUUGUUUCACGUGGAAGGUACGCGACACUGGACGAGAAAGAUGUCUGGGACCUAAGUCCGACUAUGCAAUCUCGGCCUGUAUUCUCCAAGUUUAACUCUGUCCAUCAGCCGACUCUACUGCGUCGCCUUUGGAUUGCUAAUUCAUUAGACCUCAUUCUCGAUUUCUCCCUCACAUUUGUCAGCGUUAUCUUCAAUUACUCUGGGCCAUUCUUCCUCAAACGCAUCUUGGAUGCGAUUGAUUUGAAGAAGCCUACUCCGGAAAGCCGCGCCCAAGCAUAUAUUUACGCCUUUCUGGCAUUCGCAUGUUCUUGUUUAAAGGCCCAAGCGGACCUCCAACACUUGUGGUUCGGCCGUCGUGCCUCAACGAGGAUUCGUUCGGAGCUCAUGGCUGCUAUUUACGACAAGGCCCUCAAGAGGAAAGACUUUUCCGGAAUUGUCAACAAGGACAAGAAGGCAGAAGAAUCCAAGGAGCCCUCGAAUGGUGUAGACACGAAGGAAUCUAAACGAAAGAGCAAGGCGAAAAAGAAGGAGAAAGACGCGAAGGCCGACGAUCCUAAGGCUGGUGCUGACGUAGGCAAAAUUGUGAACCUCAUGGCUGGCGAUGCCAAUAGGAUCUCCCAGAUGGUUUCUGGUGCUUAUUUCAUAUAUGGAGCCCCAUUCGAGAUCGUCAUCGCCGGCUUCUUCUUAUACCAGUUGCUCGGUCUGAGUGCUUUCGCUGGCUUCAUCGUCCUUGUUGCUGGAUGGCCACUGAACAGUUUCAUCGCCCGCCGCAGUGUCAGGAUUCAGAAGGGAGUUCUGGCGGCCCGUGACAAGCGAAUGGGUGUGCUCAAUGAAUUGAUUGGUGCUGUCAAAUUUAUCAAGUUUUUUGCAUGGGAGGAACGGUGGAUUGGAAGGGCACUGGACGCACGCGAAGCUGAGAUGAAAUGGAUGGUCAAAGCUCGGGUCAAUUCAGUCAUGUUCUAUCUUCUCUGGACUUGCGCCCCGAUCUUGGUCUCCAUUAUUUCGUUCUUCACUUAUGUCAUGCGAGGCAAUGUGCUGACUAUCAGUACUGCUUUCACGGCUAUCGCUCUCUUCGGAAUGAUUCGCGCCCCUCUAAACGUUAUUCCAGCCUGGAUUGUUCAAAUUCUCCAAACCGGUGUUGCCCUGAAACGUAUCGCUGUUUACCUCGACGAAGAAGAGGUCACAGAUCAAGUCUCUUCCCUGAAGAAAGACUAUUCCGAGCCGCACCUCCCUGGGGCCGAAGACGACGGAUUAGGUUUAGAAAAUGCGAGCUUCAAGUGGAACGAAGUCGCAGAGAAUGUCGCGGGCGAGGAAAGCGAUCAGCAACGUAACGGACACCCGUCUCCCAGCGAGUCGGAGUUUACUGAGGAAACACCAUCUACUAUCAAUGAUGCUACUUCGGAACGCAGUGUCCUGGAUGCCGGAGAACGUCGGUUCGAGCUUAAGGAUCUGUCCGUCAAGUUUCCUGAAGGGGAGUUAACCAUUGUUACUGGACCUACAGCAUCCGGAAAGACUGCACUUCUUAUGGCGGUCCUUGGUGAAAUGACCUUGCUCAGUGGCAGGAUCAUCAUGUCGAAAGAACCUUCCCGCGUUGACGAACAUGGGCUGAUGCAUGCUGUCUCCUAUGCAGCACAGUCGCCUUGGUUGAGGCACCAGUCAAUCAAGGAUAACAUUCUCUUCGGUUACCCAUUCGACGAAGAAAGGUAUAAUGCCGUUGUUGAGUGUUGUGCUCUCCGACCGGACCUCGAGAUGCUCGAGGAUGGUGAUUCAACAGAAAUUGGGGCCAGAGGUGUGAGUUUGUCGGGAGGCCAGAAGGCGAGAGUGGCGCUCGCUCGAGCUGUUUAUGCUCGUACGAAAUAUGUCUUGCUUGAUGAUCCUCUGAGUGCAGUUGACAGCCACACAUCAAGAUUCCUAUAUGAGCGACUGCUACGCGGGUCUCUCUUGGCACAUCGAACGGUCGUUCUAGUCACCCAUCAUGUUGAACUCGUCCUCCCAGGGGCGUAUUACCUUGUGCGCAUGUUAGACGGACGUAUCGAUACCCAAGGCACCGUCAAGGAUCUUCGAGAGCAAGGAGUUCUGGAAGGAAUAGAACAAGACGCUGCUGUUGACGCCCACAAGGAGGACCUGAUUGUCGCUGAAGCCAGUGCCAUAGAAGAACUAGCAGACGCUUCACCAAAGUCAUCCGAGUCCAAGAAACCGAGAAAGCUUGUGAAGGACGAACAUCGGGAAACUGGUGGCGUUAAAUGGUCGAUAUAUAAGACCUAUUUAAAAGCCUCGUCAUAUUGGACAUGGGCAUUCUUGGGGUUCAUUGUUCUUCUGGUCCAGCUUCUAGGAAUCAGCGAAAAACUUUGGAUCAAGACCUGGGGCGAGGCAUACAAGGAUUCAGUUCCCUCAUUCUUCUCUUUCCGCACUUUCGCCACUCCUGAACACGAAGUCCCGAUGGAUGGGUACCUGCUACAUCAUCAACAGUUGCACCCCUACCAGAACGUUGCCACAAUGCCUACCCUUUUUGGUAUUGACUGGCCACGAGCAUCUGAACACCCAAUGUUUUACGUUGGAAUUUAUGCCGCUAUCGGACUCGCCAAUGCUCUCGCCAAUGUUCUUUCUGUCACUGCCCAGUAUACGGGUGCUCUUCGUGCUUCGCGAAUUCUUUUCAAACAACUCUUGGUCACUGUUGUUCGAGCUACUUUCAGAUUCCAUGAUACGACGCCGCAAGGUCGUAUGCUCAAUCGCUUCGGUAAAGAUAUAGAAACGAUCGACUCUUCCCUCGCUGGAUCCCUUCAAGCUGUGAAUUCUUCCCUUGCUAGCUUCUUUGCAGCCAUCUUGACUGUUGCUGUGAUUUUCCCUUAUUUCCUCGUUCCAGCGGCCUUCAUUGGGUUCGCCUACCGCGAGCUAGCCAUCGGCUACCUAAACACUGGGCGAGAUCUCCGUAGAAUGGAGUCCAACACCAGGUCACCCAUUUUUUCGGACUUCGGCGAGUUACUAGAAGGCAUUGUUACUGUCAGAGCGUUCUCUGCGGAGAGACGAUUCCUGAAUAACCUUCACACUAAGAUUGACACAACUACCAAGAUGUGGUAUACGUUUUGGAUGACCAACCGAUGGCUGUUACUCAACUUUGAUGUCCUCGGGGCGCUAAGUGUCCUUGUCACUAUGCUGCUCUCCAUCGCCAGCCUGUCAAAUGGAGCAGGCCUGGCAGGUCUUUGUAUCACAAGUGCUAUGGCGUUUACAUCUUCCGUUUAUUGGGCUUGCCGCUUCUGGACUGCACUUGAACUUGACCUCAACUCCGUCGAGCGAGUAGUUGAAUAUUUGGAUUUGCCACAAGAGCCCCCGGCAGUCAUCGAAUCCAACCGAGUUCCUGCGUAUUGGCCAUCCGGCUCCAACAACGACUCUUUGAUCGUAGUCGAGAAUCUGGAAGUCAAAUAUGCCCCUGACCUCCCCGCAGUCCUUCACGACGUAUCUUUCACUCUCAAAGCUGGCGAGAGGGUUGGGCUUCUGGGUCGUACAGGAAGCGGCAAGUCUACUCUUGCCAUGAGCAUCCUUCGUUUCGUCGACCCCACUAGUGGCAGAAUAGUGAUCGAUGGGAUCGACAUUUCGACCAUCGGCAUCCAUGAUCUCCGUUCUCGAUUAACAUUUAUACCACAAGAUGCAACAUUGUUCUCGGGCACUCUUAGAGACAACUUGGAUCUAUUCGGCGAACAUGAUGAUGCCGAAUGCCUCGAUGUACUCUAUCGAGUCCAUAUGAUCAGUGAAAGCUCACAGAAUUCUCAAAGAACCUCUCGUGAACACAGCGCGUCUUCAUCACGCAAUCAAUCCCGAGCUCCAUCAGUCCAUGGCAUAGAACGUGAAGAAACCAUCGACUCACUAUCCACAACAACCACCGAUGUCGAUAGCAAAACCUCGGUCUCAUUAGAUACAAAAGUGUCUGCUGGAGGAACCAAUUUCUCUCAAGGUCAACGACAGCUUAUUGCCAUGGCGCGAGCCCUCCUUCGGCGUAGCUCGAUCAUUGUUCUUGACGAGGCGACCAGUAGCAUCGAUUUUGCUACCGAUGCCAAGAUCCAGAAGACCAUUCGCGAGGAGUUCAAUGAUUCGCUCCUUCUCACUGUUGCACAUCGUCUCCGCACAGUUAUUGAUUAUGAUCGGUUGAUUGUCUUGGAUAAAGGCCAAAUUGUGGAAUGUGAUACUCCCUGGAACCUCAUUAACAAAUCGGAUGGCAUCUUUAGAAGCAUGUGCUUGAAGAGCGGAUCCUUCACCGAAUUAGAGAGUUCUGCAAAGGCCAAGGCAUCCUUAGUCGAUCAAUAA